UACAAACCUUUCCCAUUAUUUAUUUAUAUAUUUUGAAAUAGUUUUUCUUGUUUGGCUAUAUUAUUGUUAUUGUUUUUAUUGGAAUGGAAGUCAUUUGUUGUACUUUGUAAAACAUCUCCGAUGAAAAAUCCACGAUUUUAAUACACCGGAAUUAUAGUUCUUUACUGAAUACAAUGGCAAUGGUCAGUUCCGAUAGAGUUAGAGUAUGUAGACUGUGUCUUGUAGUAGACGUACGGAUGACGGGAAUUGAUUCAACUAUGGAAAAUAGUAUGAAAGCCUUGUUAGGAAAAGACAUUACCUCCACAGAUAGCCUGCCACGACAUUUGUGUUUUGAAUGUGCUGCGUAUGUUAGAAAAUUCCAGAAGUUCAGAGAUAAAUGUUUGAUAGCUCAGUCCAUUCUCUGUACAUUAUUGAAAAGUAACAAAAAUAUAACAGACCAAGAAAUAAGAGCCAUUGACAGAAAAAUGUUGAAGUUGGAAUCUCAGUUGUCACACAUGAACAUACCAGUAGAGGAGUCACACACGGAAAUGCUGACAAUAAAAAUUGAACCAUACAGUCCAGACAUGUCCGUAAAAGAGAAUGAUAGAAUGAUGGCCGAAGAAGACACCGCUGGUGAUCAUAGUGAAGCACUUUUGAGGAGUCAGGAUGUUGAUGAUUUCUCACUGAAAUCAGUUAAUAAUAAAAAACGUAAACGUCCUCCAAGAAAGAGAAAAAGUAAUAAAGUUGAAAAUUUGGGUGAAAAGAAUAUAAUUACAGACAAUGUUUUACCUAUAGAGCAGUGUGAUCAUAGCGCUAUGUUGGAAGGCUACCCCGUUGCAAAUAUAACAAUGCAACCAUUAAAUGAGAACACAAAAGGCGUAACAAAUAAACAACAAACUGCCCUGUCAAGAGCUCAAGAAAAAGCGAAAGCCCGAAAGCGUAAGUUUCUAGACAAAAUGACGCCCGAACAGAAAGCUUUGAAGAAAAAGAAGGAUCUACAAUACUAUCAUAAAAAAAAGGCAGAAAAAAAGAAGCAUAUCUCAGAAUUACCGGAAAACCAACGUGUAAAACUCAGAGAGCUGUGGAGAAUUAACUCCAAGAAAUACAGGGAAAGGAAGAAGAAAGUAGAAGUGGAAGUGAUUAUCCCUGACAUUAAGACAGAGUUCCCACCUCCAGUAAUUACGGACAUAGAAACUCCAGAAAUGAAUCAGGAAAUACAUAUUACGGCAAUUAAAACAGAGACCGAAUAUCCAGUACUAGUAAGGCCAAUUGAGAUUCCACAAAUUAAAAAGGAGUUCAUAGUAAUUCCAGAAAUAAAGAAAGAGGUUGAGUUUUCUGAUUAAUUCCAAUGAAAGGCCUACAAUGUUACUAGCCUUGUAAUUUUAUUUUAAAGUCUGACCUAAAUUUAAGAUGGUGCACAAUUCAGAAACUAAAGCGCAGAUAAGACAUC
This is a messenger RNA of Achroia grisella, 1429 nucleotides long. RefSeq lists its product as uncharacterized. Gene Ontology annotation, cellular component: nucleus. The transcript is spliced from 5 exons. Bases 174 to 1322 code for a protein of 382 amino acids. Lineage: Eukaryota; Metazoa; Arthropoda; Insecta; Lepidoptera; Pyralidae. The record is from RefSeq and is a predicted model, not a curated record. Gene Ontology annotation, molecular function: zinc ion binding.